CCUUCUCUGACUGAUCGACGGCACCACCCUGGCGCUUACCAAAUUGAGAUGGCUUCCACUGACAACAACAGAACAAUACAGACAACCAUUGCAAAUGUCUUCGACGUGUUGAGCUUCUUCUCACGUCAAGUCCUCCAUCUGUCGCUGUUUAUAUAGUGACGAGUUCACGCCUGAACCCAGUUUUAGCAUCAUCGCGAGGCCUCUUCACCCUAGCAUCAGAAGGGCAGGUCUGCACGUCCCUUUCUCUACCAUCAAUAGCAAAGUCAUAAUACAUACCAUGUCAGACGCCAGUCCCCAGCGUGCAGCGAGUAAGCUGCGUGCAGCAGCUGAUGAAAUCGCGCUGUUCGAAAACCUUCCCGCGUUGCAAGAAGCGUCAUCGAUUCAGCAGCUCGUGACUAUGAUGCAAAAUGUUCAGAGUACACUCUCCGAAGUCAACCAACGGCUCAAUCGUAUCGAAAAUAGAAUCGACGCCAUUGAAAGUAGAAUGGACCGCAUGGAGACACGCAUGGAUCGACUAGAGACCUCAAUCGUUGCUGCCGACCUGAAUUCGCGUGCUCGUGUAUAUAACUCUGCAAUUGCAUUUGAUCAUAUUGCAAUCGAGCCACUACGAACACGCAUGAACUCCGUUCCGUCAAACUUUCCGACUACCCUAAGAGACCUCAAUGCUAUGACUACUGCUGGAGUCCGUACCCUGUUAGGUCAAUAUGAGCUUGAAACAACUGGCACUCUAGAUGAUAGACGUCGACGCCUUCUUACAUUUUUGGGAAUCAUCCGCGCCUAAAUAUAAGCUAAACAGUAUUGAUUACACGGCUUGAGAUGAUAUCCUGCUAGUAUAGAUUGUACUGAGGUGGCUUAACUGCAUGUUCUUUUUUAUUAGCUAUGCUGUUAGAGCGAGAGCUCACUGAGACAAUCAAGCUUCUUUUCCUUUAUGCUAUGGUUCUUAUACAAAAUUCUAACUUCAUGUCAUUUGUAAAGGUUUUCAACUACAAUAUGUAGGAUUUUCACUCU
Messenger RNA from Xylona heveae TC161, 1008 nucleotides. RefSeq lists its product as hypothetical. The record is from RefSeq and is a predicted model, not a curated record. The transcript is spliced from 4 exons. The coding region runs from base 278 to 781 and encodes 167 amino acids. Lineage: Eukaryota; Fungi; Ascomycota; Xylonomycetes; Xylonales; Xylonaceae.